Molecule: messenger RNA, 2367 nt
Organism: Micromonas commoda
Lineage: Eukaryota; Viridiplantae; Chlorophyta; Mamiellophyceae; Mamiellales; Mamiellaceae
Exons: 1
Coding region: 1-2367 (788 amino acids)
Biological process (GO): spliceosomal complex disassembly
Cellular component (GO): U2-type post-mRNA release spliceosomal complex
Molecular function (GO): nucleic acid binding
Source: RefSeq, a predicted model, not a curated record
AUGCAGAACGCGGCGCAGCGUCGCAAGGAGGCGGACGAGGCGCGGCUCAAGAAGAAGGAGGAGCUCAUGGAACGACAGCGAGAACGCGGGAGCCGACGGGGCGAGAGCGGAGGGCGGCCGUGGGAGAACGCGAAACCCGACCCGAAGCUGGGCGAGUUCGAAAAGCACACUAAGGGCAUCGGCAUGAAGCUACUGGAGAAGAUGGGGUACAAGAAGGGCAUGGGCCUGGGCAAGGAUGGCAAGGGAAUGGCGGCGCCGAUGGAGACCCAGAUGAGGCCCAAGAACAUGGGCAUGGGCUUCAAGGGCUUCAAGGAGGCUGGGCAGCUCAACAACAAAGACGGCUCGGACGACGACGACGACGACGCGGCUCGGACCGGGAACACGAACAAGGCCGCCGAGAAGAUCGCCGCGGAGAACGCUAAGGCCAAGCGGGAGAAGGACGCGAGGGAGAAGGAGAUGUGGAAGCGUCGCAACGAGCUCAAGCGCGAGCGGCGAGAGUACAGAACGGCGGAGGAGGUUCUGGCGGAGCAGGAACGCGCGGAUCUCGAAGCGUCGGGGAUCGGAACCCGUACCGACGGAGGACCCGCGAGCCGCACGCCGGCACCCGCGAAGAUGACGGUCAUCGACAUGCGCGGGAGCCAGGCGCACGUCGUCACGGACCUGCGCAACCUCCGCGGGGACGUCGGCACAAAUGGGGGAGCGGCGGCGGAUGACGACGAGGAGAUUGCCUUCCCGGAGCUUCAGCACAACCUGCGUCUCAUCGUCGACCUCGCCGAGGCGGAGAUUCAGGCGGUGGACGCCAAGAUACGGCACGAGAAGGACACCAACGUGUUGCUGCGAAGGGAAGCGGAUCGGCUCAGGGCGGACGCGGACGAAGCCGAGCGGGCGGCGGAUUCGCUCGACCGAAUCCUUCGUCUGGCGGAGAAGUGCGAGGUUUCCGCCCAAUCGCGCGGUGCCACGUUGGAAGAUCUGGCCACCAUGUACUCGGACAUGAAGGCGUCGCACCCCGACGAGUACGUCAGACACGGCGUACAAAGGCUGGCGGUUGCCCACGCGCACCCGCUCGUCGCGGAUUUGUUUCGCGAACCGUACGAUCCCCUGACGGAACCGACGCGCGGGACUUUGACGCUUAAACGAUGGAAAGAACUCCUCGACGGGGACCACGGAACAAACGACAUGUUCGGACAUAACGUGGACGACGACGCGAUGUUCGUGCUGUUGGCUGAGGCGGUGAUUCAGCCGCUGCGACGGGCGGUGACGACGGGGUGGGACGCAAAGUCGCCGGAGCCGCUUCUCCGUUGGUUCGACGAGUGGCAUCCCGCGGUCCUAUCGGCGGGCGCGAUCGAGGAGCUUCAGGUCAAGUGCGUGCUGCCCAAGCUGCAGAGGGCGGUGGAGGCGUGGAACCCGCUCAAGGACCCGGUGCCGAUACACGCGUGGCUCCACCCGUGGCUGCCCUCGCUCGGCAAUGCCAUGGCGUCGCUCUGGGCGCCCAUCCGACACAAGCUCACCAACGCGCUCGCCGCGUGGCACCCGUCCGACCAAUCCGCGCUCGGGCUGCUCGCCCCGUGGCGCACCGUCUUUGACGUGAGGGACUGGGACGCCCUCCUGGUUCGAUCGAUCCUGCCCAAGCUCCAGUACGCGCUAUCCGAGGUGAAAAUAGACGGCGUCAAUCGCGCGGCGCAGGUUUUGGAACCCCUUGGUUGGGUGCUCGCGUGGGAAGGGUGCGUGCCCGCGGGUCGCAUGACGCAACUCCUGGAAAGCGGGUUUUUUCCCAAGUUCCACGCCGCGCUUCACGCCUACCUCGCCGCGCCGGGGGUGGACCUGGAGGAGGUGACGCGGUGGUACCUCGAGUGGAAGGGCUCGUUUAGCGAGGAUCUGUUGGCGCACGAGCGCGUUCGUCGGCAGCUCAACGCGGCGCUGGACGUCAUGAACGCGGCCACCACCGGCGACGGUACGCACGUACGACGCGGAUCGUCCCCCGUGAGCGAGCGGGCGCGCGAGGGCGGCGACGACGCGGCGAAAGGGGCUGCGAACGGGGCUGGUGGCGGCGCGAAAGGGGCGAGGUUGAAAGGGGAUGCGAAAACGUCGAAAGGGGCCGGCGUUGACGACGACCCCGGGGCGGACACGAUGAGCCUGCGGGAGGCGGUGGAGGCGUUCGCGCAGGCUAACGACCUGACGUUCAUGCCCAAACCCGGUCGGCAGCACGAGAGCCUUCAGGUGUACUCUUUCGGCUCGGUGUCCGUGGUGGUGGACAGCGCGGGUGAGAUGUUACGCGCGAAGAUUGGCGACCGGUGGGCUCCGGUGAGCCUGGACACGCUCCUGGCGGCGCACAAGGAGAGAGCGCGGGCGAAGUCGAAGACGUUCUGA